UUGUGGGGAAGGGACAUUUUACUACUCAGAGAAAAACAACUCUUUGUUUUAAGGCGUGGGAGUACUUCACUAUUUUAAUCUGCGUCAAACUUUGGACUGGUUGGUCAGGUUUAGUUAUAAACCACGCACUAAGAAUGCUUCUUCCUCCUUCCACUGAUCAAAGGUAUUCUUGCUAUCCUUCCCCAGCGGCAGCUAGUCUUCACAGAGAGACAAGACUGAACUGAGUAAAAAUGGUUGAGGAGGAAACGAAGGUCAUCUCUAUUGAGCUGAGGGGGAAAGAAGGCUUGGAAAACAAUGGGUUUGUUCAAAGCGAGGACCUGAAUGAAGAGGAGGUUGAGAAUGUUAGCCAAGAAAAGUUGCCAAAACCUUGCCAGAUUGGCAUUGAAAAAGAAGAAAUGCAAGAAUUAUCCAUGCAGCCAUAUGCUGGCAUGCCAAAGGAAGUCCUCCUUCAGUUCUCAACUCAGGCACGCUACAGAAUUACCAGAGAGAUCCUUUUUUGGUUGAUCAUUGCAUCUUCACUGGUCCUUGUCGCAGCUACAAUCGCCAUUAUCGCCAUAUCCCCAAAAUGCCUUGGCUGGUGGCAAGCAAGUCCCAUUUACCAGAUCUACCCUCGGUCAUAUAAGGACACAGACAAAGAUGGUAAUGGAGAUCUUAAAGGUAUCCAAGAAAAGCUGGAUCAUAUCCAGUAUCUCAAUGUCAAAACAAUUUGGAUCACAUCUUUUUACAAAUCUACUUUAAAAGACAUUGGGUAUGGAAUAGAAGAUUUUCAAGACAUAGACCCUAUGUUUGGAACUAUGAAGGACUUUGAAAACCUGGUUGCAGCAAUCCAUGAUAAAGGUUUAAAAGUGAUAAUGGAUCUAAUACCCAACCAUACCAGCGACAAGCACAAGUGGUUUCAGCUUAGCUGCAAUCGUACUGGAAAGUACACAGAUUAUUACAUCUGGCAUGACUGUGCACACAUCAAUGGGAGAACCACACCACCUAAUAACUGGGUGAGCGUAUAUGGAAAUUCCAGUUGGCAGUAUGAUGAUGUACGAAAACAAUGUUAUUUUCAUCAGUUUGGAAAAGAGCAGCCUGAUUUAAAUUUUCGGAACCUAGAUGUUCAAGAAGAAAUUCAUGAUGUGAUCAGGUUUUGGCUUGGCAAGGGCAUUGAUGGAUUCAGUAUUAAUGAUGUUAAAUUCCUUCUGGAAGCAACACACCUGAGAGAUGAACCUCAAGUGAAUAAAUCUCAAAAUCCGGACAGCAUUUCGCGCUAUUCUGAAUUGUAUCACGACUAUACCACCACCCAGGUUGGCAUGCAUGAUCUGGUCCGCAGUUUUCGGCAUACUAUGGAUAAAUUCAGCAGUGAGCCUGGUAGAUACAGAUUUAUGGGCACAAGAGCCAAUGACGAAGACAGUAUAGAAGGAACUAUGAUGUAUUAUGGGACACCUUUUAUUCAAGAAGCAGAUUUUCCUUUUAACCUAUUGCUCAUGAACAUGAAAGAAGUUUCUGGAAGCAGCAUUUUUGAAAUGGUAGCUGCGUGGAUGAAGAAUAUGCCACAAGGGAAAUGGCCAAAUUGGGCGGUUGGAGACCCUAACAGUGCUCGCAUCUCCUCUCGGAUUGGAAAGGAAUACAUAAAUGUAAUAAACAUGCUUCUUUUAACCCUUCCUGGAACACCUACUACAUAUUAUGGUGAAGAAAUAGGAAUGGAAGAUAUCCUGUCACAAACUGCGUCCUUUCCAGAAAAGUCACCUAUGCAAUGGGACAGCAAUCCUUAUGCUGGCUUUACUGACGGUAACUCAAGCUGGACCCCUGUAAACUCUGAUUAUCCAAAUAUAAAUGUGGAGGUCCAAAAGAUGGAACCCAACUCUACACUAAACCUGUAUCGCGUGCUCAGUUCCCUUCGUACCAGUGAACUUCCCAUUCAUAGGGGAUGGAUGUGCUAUAUUUGGAAUGACAGCAAUGUCUUUGUGUAUGUGAGAGAACUGGAUGGCUUAGAUCAAGUAUUUAUGAUGGUCUUGAAUUUUGGAGUGGAAACCACAACUGAUCUGCAGGCUUUGGAUCUUGACCUUCCCUCAAAAGCUACUAUAAAGCUAAGCACAAAUGUCAACAGAGAUAAAGUUGCAAAUACAGCAGCAAUCAAAACUGAAAGAGGUGAAGGACUCAUCUUGGAAUACAGGACAAAUAAGCCUGUCCAUAGGAAGGAAACGUUCAAGGAGAAGUGUUUUGUUGCAGAAAAGGCAUGUUAUUCUAGUAUCUUCAAUUUACUCUACAUGUCCUGCUAAGUGGCAGUAGCAGUUAAGUCCAAGUUCAUUCCUUGGCAAAUGGGAUACUAGACUUUUCACUAAACAUAAACAUGCUUCAUCUCAUUCAAAUAAGUGUGUAAAAUGCUGUCAAGUUGCUUCUAACUUAUGGUGACCCUAUGAAUUAAUGACCUCCAAGACAUCCUAUCAUUAACAGUCUUGCUCAGGUCUCACAAAUUUAGGAUUGUGGCUUCUUUCAGCGAGUCAAUCUGUACCACAAUGUGUCUUCCUCUUUUCCCACUGCCUUCAAAUACACAUUGGCUUAAUUCAGACCCAACUCCAAACCGUGGUUUGGUGCUAAACGAGUUCCUUAGCCUUGCAUAUUCCCUCCUUUCCUUGAAAACUACAAUCUAAUUAAUUUUUUUUCUUCUCCAGCAAAUAGUUUUGAUUUUGCACCUGCUCUACAAAUCAUGAUUGCAAACUGUAAACAAUCCCACACCACACUUUGGUGUAAUAGAUUUGAUCCUGUGAUCUGUGGGCACAAGUAUAACAGGUCUUUCCUAUCCCCUCACCCUGUACUGCAGUACUUUUCUUACACCAGGAAAGUUAUUCCAAGAUUAUAGUUAACAGCCAAGUGGUUCCUGUGACUCUAGAAACAAACUAUUGGACCUAACUACUAACCAACUGCACAUGGGUUAAGAGGCUGUAUUGGGAGGGGGAAGAGGGAAAAACUGUUUCCUUCCUACUCCAUAAGUAGAACAGGACAAUUUUGCCCCCCUUCCCUUCCCCAGUGCACCCUCCUGACCUACAUGACCAUUAGCCAAAGUAGGUCUUGUAAUGCCAGGAACAAGCUUUCCCUGGGUUAGAAAUGAGUCUUGAGGUAAGAGGAGUAUGGGAAGAUCUGUGACUAUCAGUGUCUUCUGCUGAUGGAUUGCACGAUCCAACCCUAUGUUAGAAUAAAGGCGUACAAUAAUGGCACAAUUGCUGAUCAUGAAUCUCAUUCCUGCUGCAUUGGUCAUAGUUGCUAUUAUUCUGAAAGGCAGUUGUCCUACUCAUGCAAUAUUUCUAAUGAUUUAUCCAGUCAUAAACAUAUACUAAAUUCAAUCCUUCACCCAUCAACAAAACCAACAAAAUAAAUGUAAAACUUUGGAGGCA
This is a messenger RNA of Sphaerodactylus townsendi, 3377 nucleotides long. It is a transcript of the gene SLC3A1, whose product is annotated as solute carrier family 3 member 1. The record is from RefSeq and is a predicted model, not a curated record. NCBI's taxonomy places the organism in Eukaryota, Metazoa, Chordata, Lepidosauria, Squamata, Sphaerodactylidae. Gene Ontology annotation, biological process: carbohydrate metabolic process; amino acid transport. Bases 231 to 2264 code for a protein of 677 amino acids. The transcript is spliced from 10 exons.